AUGCCAAAGAAAAACUCUCUCAAGAAACGCUCCCGGCGGGAGGUGGAGGAGGAGGAGAUUGUCGAGGAUCUCGAUCUAGACGUGGACGAAUACAAUGUAGAGGAAGAGGAUGUCAUCCACAACCGUCGUGGAAAGGCGAAGAGGGAUGAGCAGGCGGAACUGGCGGCUGUGCUGCCUUCGGAUGCCCAUAAGUUGGAGGGAUACGACGACGAUGAUGAUGAAAGAGGUGCGCAUUUGGAAGAAGAGACCCUUGCGUUGGAGGCCAACAAGAGCAUGCGGCGGAGGGUGAUUGAGUCGGACUUUGACGUUGGCGGCAUCACGAGUGGUGUGAAGCGAAAAACAAAUGGAGAAUCAGACGCCGAGCUCAACGUUGCACCCGUCGUUGAGGCGGUGGAGCGGGAUUAUGCCGCCCUCUCUUCUUCGGAGCGGAUGUCUAUUGUGCAAAAGGAGUCUCCCGAGCUGAUUAAGAUGCUAGAAGAGAUGAAACAGUAUCUUGCCGAGGUGAAGGAAUUAGCGAAGCCUUUGCAGGAGUUGUUUUUUCAGCGCCGCUUCUCGGAUGCGGACCGCAAUCUGAUCCAAUUCUUGGAGACAAAGGUGCAGUUGAUGCUUAGUUAUUGCAUGCACGUCACAUUUUAUUUGCUUCUUAAGACGGAGGGCAAAAAAGUCUCGGGACACCCUGUCAUUGAUAACCUGGUGGAGAUUCGUGUAUACCUUGAGAAGCUCUUCCCACUGGAGGAGAAGCUGCAGUACUCGUUGAAUCGUCUUCUUAGUGGGAAGAAAACGGCUGCGGCUCGCCUGGAUGCACUGCGUCCGCUUCAGCACAAUGAGCGUGGUGUCCUUGCGACGAACACGGAGGCGAAGAAGAGGCGCAAGCAGCUGGAGGCGAUGAAGGAGGCGGAGGAAAUUGAAAAGGAGGAGUUGACCACCAUGAAUCGCAUCCAAACGAAGAAAUCGGCAACCCUCAAGGAAACCUCUUCCUUUGAUCGCAAGACGAUGGUGUCGGCACUUGGCUACCGCGAGGAUGAGGACCAGUACUUUGCCAAGCUUGUGGCUGGUGGCGAGGAGGAGGAUGAGGGAACCCAGGGACUUUCACUCAUCGAGCGACUUCGGAGGCGUCAGCACUCAUUUGCCGAUGGCGUGGCAGGAAAUCCAAAUUAUAGCAGUGAUGAGGAGGCCCCUGUGGUUGGUGAUGAUGAUGAUGAUGAGGCCAAUAGCGGUGAGGAUGAUCUUCUUGGUGAAGGCGAGGAUGGAGUUGAGGGUGACUACGAGAUGCUUUUAGAGGAGGAACAAGUACGACUGAUGCGUGCAAAGACAGAGGAGUCGCGGCCGAAGCCAAAGUUGGUGGAACCUGAGGUGGAUCGCCGUAAGACGAGCAAAAAGAUUGAGACGCACCGUGGCCUCACCAAGUCUCGCCCGAAGGACCGCAAGACACCUCGCACGGCGCAGCGGCGUAAGUACGAGAAGGGCAUGCGCAUACACAAGGCCCAGACACGGACAUGCCAACCUGAGCCUGAAGGUGGCUUUAUUGGUUUGCCCGCCAUCAAGUCGAAGGUGACGCAGAGUAUUCGGUUUUAG
Messenger RNA from Trypanosoma cruzi, 1575 nucleotides. RefSeq lists its product as uncharacterized. The transcript has a single exon. The record is from RefSeq and is a predicted model, not a curated record. Gene Ontology annotation, biological process: maturation of SSU-rRNA from tricistronic rRNA transcript (SSU-rRNA, 5.8S rRNA, LSU-rRNA). Gene Ontology annotation, cellular component: nucleolus; small-subunit processome. NCBI's taxonomy places the organism in Eukaryota, Euglenozoa, Kinetoplastea, Trypanosomatida, Trypanosomatidae. The coding region runs from base 1 to 1575 and encodes 524 amino acids.